CUCAGUUUGCGGCUGUGUCGCUCGUGACGUUUUUUCUCAAUUUUCUCUGAUUUUCCAACAAUUUAGAGUAUAAUUAGUGAAUGAAACUGCAAGAGAUCCAAAAAUGAGCCGUCGAGUAGACGUUAAAGCCUUGGUAUCUCAUAUAGUGCGAGGAGAUGGGUCUGAUAGAUGUAGAAUAUGUAUGGGAGAUACUUCGGAAGGUCAGGUCUAUCUCGGGGACACAGUUAUGAUGGACGGGGACCGCGCUGUGACGCUUUCUGAACUGUUAGAAACUAUCACAGGAGUCGAGGUACCGCUGCAAGGAGACCUGCCCUCUGGACUCUGCCAUGCUUGCUUUAAAUCGGCACAGGCUGCAGCCGACUUCCGGAGUCACUGCCAACAUGCCAUGGAUCAGUGGCACACAACCGUACAGCUUCUGGAAAGCCUCCCUGAUAUUGAAGCCAUCGGACUCAAGAAGUCCAUCCAUGUAAUCCUACAAGACGAUCAGAUGGUCAUCUUGAACACCGUCGAAGAGGAAAUUAAAAGUGAAAAAGUGACAGAUGUAAAGAAAUCAGAUCAAGAAACUGAUAUAAAACCUAGAAACUCUAGAAACACUAAAAGUGUUAAAAAAGUUUGCCAGUGCUCAGAAUGUGGGAAGAGUUUUACACAACCUAAAGAGUUGUAUAAGCACCUUAAAGAGUCCACAGAUUAUAAAAGGGCGUGCUACAUUUGCGCUGCCAUCAUGCCUAGGGAUGACCUAGUUACACAUUUAAUCAAAGGACACAAGAGAGAUUCUUAUGACUGUAAAAAGUGUCCAGCACUUCUGAUGUCUCGUAAGCAGUUUGAAUGGCACAUGACGAAGGCACAUAGCUCUGGUAGCUACUCCUGUGGAGACUGUGGGCGCAGCUUCCAGACUCUCCACGCCUUCAACGGCCACACCACAAUGCACGCAGCCAAAAACUGCCCGGGAUGUGACAGACUGUUCCGGAACAGGAAAUGUUACAUAACUCAUGUCAAACACUGUUGUAACUUAGACAGAAACAGAGAAGAUGCGUACCGCACGAAACAUAAAGUGUUACUCGAAGUGAAAAACGUGAAUGAUAAUAAAAAAACUAGAGUUGGAGUGAGGGGAAGCGUAGAUAAAGAAUGCAUAUGUGAUUACUGUGGAAAGAAAUUUGCUGGAAAGAAGUUUGUAUCGAUUCAUAUACAAACAGUUCACAUGAAAAACACUCAUAGGCCGUGUCAUUACUGCGGCAAGUCCUACGCAGCAGUACAUAUGACCGAACACAUUAAAAAGCACGAGGAGGUGUUAUCAUUUACUUGUGAACACUGCGGUGUGGUGUUAAAAACCAGAUUAGGUUACAUCCAGCACAUACGCUUGCACACUGGGGAGAAACCGUACAAAUGCAAAUACUGUCCAGAGACAUUUUCAGCAUCUUCCAGACGUUCUGAACAUGUCAGAAAAACGCACAAAUCGCCGGAUCAAAUAGUUUUGAAGCAUGUUUGUGAGUUUUGUCCAGCACGGUUCAGGCUACCGUUCCAAUUGAAGCAACAUGUAUGUACAGUCCACAGCGAUGUUCGUCGUGACAGGGCGGAUUAUGAGUGCAGUUUUUGUCAUGUUAAGUUUAGCAGUUGUCGAGGUUUACUGUACCAUAGCAGAAGACAUCAAACGUUCAAUUUAAAGUCGCUUAAGAAGAGCGAUUUGGACGAUAAAGUUACCGAUAGGCGGAGAGAGAAGUGGGUGACGCCUCUCUCCUACCAGAGGCAACAUAUGGCGGACGAUUCCGAACUGCCCCCCGGCGUCUGCAGCACCUGCUCAGAAGAAGCGCUCCAAUGCCGACGCUUCCGACGCCUCUGCGAAGAAUCCCUGGACACCUGGCACCAAUCCGUUGACUCUCUCAGCGUCAUAGACUACCCAACAGACGAUGACAAAACCUAUUACAUAUUCUACGAUAAUGGAGUCGAAACCCUCGUCAGAGAUCAGAUAUCCAACGCCACCAACAAGGCGGAAGCUCUGGAAAGAUUGACAACCAAAGUUGAAACUAAGAUUCCUAAAAAGAAAACUGAAAGAGUCGUUAAAAAAUGCCAGUGUUGUGACUGCGGGAAGACCUUCACGAUGCCAUACUUUCUGAACCAACAUCUGAAGGCGUCCAGCAAGCGGGCCUGUACGCAAUGCGGGGAUGUAAUGUCGAAAAAUGGGCUGGCGAAACAUUUGCGCAAAGCGCACAAUAUGCUAGUUCUUGCUUGCAGCGUUUGCGCAAAGAUUUUCAACACUGCGACCGCGUUAGACCACCAUUUCAAACUAGAGCACGGUGAGGGCAGCCACAUGUGCAAGACUUGUGGCGUCAGCUUCUCGAGUCCCAGAGCUUUGCGCGCUCACAUGUACUCUCAUAAUCUGUUCCACUGCUCACCGUGCAAUGUUAGUUUUGAGAACCGGAAAUGCCACAGACACCACCAAAAAGUUUGCAAGAAAGGCCGUGAACCGGCGGCAGAGUUCAACAUAUACAUCUGCGACGAUUGCGGGGCGAAAUACGACAAGAAACCGUCUUUAAAAAUGCAUAUAAUACAAAAACACUUGCAUGUUUUGCCGUUUUCCUGUAAGACUUGUGGGAAGAAGACAUCGACAUUGGCUCAUUUGCGAUCGCACGAAACGAUUCAUAGCGCUGAGAGAAAACUAUUUAUGUGCCAGUGCGGGGCAGAGAUGCGAACGUACUUAGGGUUUCAACUACACCAGAGAAUCCAUAGCGGCGAGAAACCCUAUCAAUGCGACGAAUGUGGCGACAGGUUCCUAUCAGCUUCGAGACGUUUGGAUCACAUCAAAAGGCGCCACAGGAGCGCUAAGGACAUGCCUCACGGUUGUGAGAAGUGCGGGGCAAGGUUUAUGCAAGAAGACUCUGCUUAUCCUCCUGGUGCAUGCGUGGCCUGCACCAGUGCAGUGGUCGCCGCUCAGGAGUUCCGCACGCUCGUCAGAACCUCGCACGCUAUUUGGCACCAAGCCAUCGAGAAAUUAGAAGAGCUGCCAAAUGACGUCACAGGCCCUGCUCCUGUCAAAUCCAUCUUCGCUUUCAUCAAAAAAGACAAUAUGUCAAUCCACGUUGUCAAAGACUACGCCGGGGGCGACCCUAAAACUGCCCUCGACAAACUCACCGGGAAAGUUCAAGAGAAGAAGAAAAAUGAGAAGAAAACCCGAAUAGCCAGGACAGGCCCUUUGUGCGACUGCACGGACUGCGGGCAACACUUCUUAAGCCCUUACUAUCUUAACUUACACCUGAAGAACAGCGGUCAGAAAGACGCUUGCCUCAUCUGUGGAACCAUAGUCUUAAGAGGACAAGAGAUGAAGGAGCAUCUCACCUUAGUCCACAGACAAACAGUCCAUAUUUGCCGUCACUGCCCUUCGCUAUUCGAAAAAGAAUCGGAAAUGAAGAAACACAUCAAAACUGCUCAUAAACCGGGCGCUUUGACUUGCGGCGACUGCGGGCGGACGUUCCCAAGAAGUGGGGCGUUCGAAGCUCAUUCUCAAAUGCACGCGGUGCGAACGUGUCGUACUUGCGGUAAACAGUUCACAAAUAGGGGUUGUUACAGGAAGCACAGGUCGAAAUGCGAGCCUACAGCCAAACCGGACGCGCACGGCAUACCUAAAAGCAAACGUUCCAACAUACGCGACCCGGCCACCUUCAUCUGCGAUUAUUGCUCGAAAUCUUACCACUCCCGCCCUCAGUUAAAGAACCAUAUAAUCUGGAUCCAUAUGAAUAUAAGACCGCACCAAUGUCAGUGGUGCGGGAAAAGGUUUUAUACACCAGCGCGUUUGGCUGAACACUCGGUGGUACAUACUAGGGAACGCAACUUCGGAUGCGAUAUUUGUGGCGCGAAAUUAGUUUCCAAAAUGGCCGUCGUCUAUCAUAGGCGGCGGCAUACGGGGGAAAAGCCGUACAAAUGCGAGGAUUGUGGCGAGUGCUUUAUUUCGGCUUCGAGGAGGACUGAGCACGCGAAAAGACGGCAUUUCAAAGGUCUAAGGUUACAAUGCACGUUUUGUGUAGCCACGUUCGUAAGAAGCCAUGAGCUGAGAAAGCACGUAGAAAAGGCGCAUAAGGGUAAAGAGGACUUCGAUACGUUGAAAUUGCAAACUAUAACAGGAAUUUAAUAUUACAUAACAUAUACAUAAACGGCAUAUACACGUCCCACUGCUAGGCACAGGCCGACCCUCAAUCAACCGGAGGGGGUAUGGAACAUAUUCCACCACGCUGCUCAACUGCGGGUUGGCGGAGGUGUUUGGGCCGGUAGCCCGGGACACCAUAGCGUGUCUUCCGAAGCACGGAAUCAUCUUACUUUUUCGGACAAUCAGGUGAUUCAAGUCUGCAAUGUCCUUACCAAACAAAGGACAGUCUCACAAAGUGAUUUCGACAAUGUCCCCAUCGGAAAUCGAA
Pectinophora gossypiella (pink bollworm) is the source of this 4403-nucleotide messenger RNA. Its product is annotated as zinc finger protein 91-like. Gene Ontology annotation, biological process: regulation of transcription by RNA polymerase II. The transcript has 5 exons. The coding region runs from base 104 to 4120 and encodes 1338 amino acids. Gene Ontology annotation, molecular function: DNA-binding transcription factor activity, RNA polymerase II-specific; zinc ion binding; RNA polymerase II transcription regulatory region sequence-specific DNA binding. NCBI's taxonomy places the organism in Eukaryota, Metazoa, Arthropoda, Insecta, Lepidoptera, Gelechiidae. Gene Ontology annotation, cellular component: nucleus. The record is from RefSeq and is a predicted model, not a curated record.